GCGCUAGGGACUGAAUGUACAUCGCGUAGGUCCAGCUGGUCAAAAAGAAACCAGCGUUUUGAAACCUUCUUAGGAGGUUAAAUGUUCUGAGUACCUCCUCCAAAUACCCCGGUGGGGGCGGUCACCAUUUCUGGUGCGGGGAAGCUGAUUUCUACCGCUAAUUCCGCUAGCCCCGCUGAAAACAAGCAACCUCGGUACUGACAGGUCCGGACGCAGGAGGCUCUUCUACAUUAGGGCACCCGCUGGUUUAACUGAACUAGUCAUCGAGGCGACGAGGAUGUCUCCUGGGUGCAUUGCCCCAGAGCAAGACAAGCUUCCGAGCGAAGGGCUGGUGCUGAAGCCAAACAAAACCAAAAGCAAAAGGGGCUGGUGGAGGAUCGCUGAGUGUUCACAGACCAGUGUAAAAGAGGCGAGACAAAUACCCUCCCAUUCUGGAUCGGCCAGAGACAGCCAAGAAGACGUAAUGGUAAUCCUGAAAAGGAUAUUGCAGAAAAUGGCCAAAAGCGAUAAACCCGAAAUAGCGCUGACAGUAAAAUGCCUCCAGAUUCCGCAAGCUCUCUGAAAGCAAGACCUCCUUCACGUCGCUGGAAAUAGAGGUGCCCAGCUGGGUUUUGAAUGUGAACAUAAUGCAACCAAAAUGACCGUACACUCUACCGUUGCUGAUGGUAUGCGAACACAGCUCCAAAGAAGAAUGCUUACUGGCCUUGACAGGCCUUUGGGGUAGGGGGCGGGAUGUAAAGAUUUGUCCAUUUUAAAACCUGCUCUGCUAGGCUCGGUUUUGCGGGUUAGUUUCGAGCUGGCGCUGUGAGGAAAGCUCUGCACCGAGUAUUAACGCAGUACGCAUGUGGACGCUGGAUUUCCUUCCCCAAAACGCCCCAUGCUGGAUUUUACUUUGUUUCCGGGUGCAAUUUAAGACUAUAAAGAGAGUGGGUCCGCGAGAGCUCCGAGAUCACCAUCCUUCUGCCUGCGUGUUACUGCGAUAGCAGAGCUGUACAAUGAACACUUAUCUCUUCAUCUAUUAUUUAAUCCAAUUCUGUGGACAUUCCUGGAUAUUUACGAAUAUGAUCAUCAGGUUCUUGUCAUUUGGGAAAGAUUCUUUGGCCGAUACCUUCUAUUCUAUAGGACUCGUAAUGCGCCUUUGUCAGUCGUUGUCCAUAUUAGAGCUCCUGCACAUUCUAGUUGGAAUUGAAGAAAACCGUUUUCUCCCAAGGUUUUUACAGAUAACUGAGAGAAUCAUCAUUUUAUUUGUUGUCAUCACCAGUCAAGAAGAAGUUCAAGGGAAAUAUGUUGUGUGUGUUUUAUUUUUCCUUUGGAAUUUACUGGAUGUCGUCAGAUACACUUACUGCAUGUUAUCAGUGUCAGGAACAUACUAUGGAGCUUUGACAUGGCUGAACUACACACUAUGGAUUCCAGUAUAUCCCUUGUCAAUUCUGGCUAAAGCAUUUGCCAUCUAUGAAUCACUUCCUUAUUUUGAAUCCUUCGGCACAUACUCAAUCAAGCUACCAUUUCCAGUUGCCUUAUCGAUCUACUUCCCGUACAUACUAAAACUGUACCUGGCAAUGCUGUUUGUAGGUAUGUACUUCAUCACCACAUACCUCUGCUCAGAAAGGAAAGCUCAUCUAGGAGCCAGCUACAUCAAAGAGAAAAGGAGCUAAGUUGAUACCUUGUCUUGUAAUGAGGAAAAUGCUCUAGAACAUGCUAUGCUAACACAUUAUGUGGAAAUAAUUUAGACCAAGAUUUUCAGAAGUGCUUAGUAAUCUUAUGCACCCAACUGGGAGUGCCUUAGAGGUUCCCAAUUUACAAGAGCAGGGUGCUCCACACUUUCUGAAAAAGAGGCCCAUUAAGGCAUCUCACAUUGGGCACUCAGAUGUAAGCAUCUCAAAUCUCCCGUCACUUUUUAAAGUCUUGGCCUCAGAGGUUACUCUAUCUUUUUCUAACAUAAAAUGACAGGUUACAAAAUGUGACAAAAAUGUAAAUCAUAUCAGCAUUUCCUGUAUUUUAAUAAUGGGUUCCUAUCGCAGCAGUAGCAUGGAUUCUGCAUUUUAUAUCAGAGUAAAAUGUCAAUGGUAUUUUAUCAUUAUCUCACCUGUUAGACUACGUAAAUCAGAUGUACGACUAUCAUAUUUGCUGGAACUGCAAUAGAUUAUGAAGCAGAAGCUGGUGGUUCUGCAUUUUGCCACAUUCACACAAAUACCAAUAGGUAAAACUGUUCACAGAAAACCCAUCCUCCUCCACUUCCCCUCCACCCCGAUUCUUAAAGUACAUGUAAGUGACAAAUGCAGUUACAGUGUCUAUUCACUACAAGUCCUAGAAGGCAUUUAACGUACAGAAGUAGAAGUUAUGAUUCUAAUAUAUUUCCAGUAGACACUAUUGAAGGAUCUGUUUUUCUUAACUGUGACAUCCAGAUUAUCUUGGAACUGAAGAAACAAGACAGACACUCACUCUUACUUAACUCAUUUAAGUGUGAUAUAGUCAGUCCAAGAAAUACUCUGCCUUUAAAACUAAGAUAAUGGAUUAUAUAAACUGUGGGCCAAAUCCAAAUUGUCUCACAAAUGAGAAUUGUCCCAUUGAUGUCAGUGAGGUUACUUGUGCAACAAAAGUAAUUAGGAUUUGGUCCUAUGAGGUGGGGAACUACUUAUAUGUGAAGAAGCAAGAAAAUAGGAUACGCUUUCCUUGGGGACAAAUUACUUCUCUGACUGCACAAGCUACUCCGAAAUAACCAUAGGCUGACUUGUUUCCCAUUGGUACUAUUCCCCACCACCCUGUGGGCUUGAAUAAAAGACAGAAAAAAUGAAGCAGAUUAAAGAGUGAAAUGAAAACACUUUGGGUCAUGAAAAUUCUCUUACCUAUUUAAGACUCUGAAAAAGUGAAACCUAAGUAUGCCUUUGUCAUAAGACAACAUUUGACUAACCAAUGAGGGAAGAGCAUCUCAAAUUGAUGAUUUAGUGACUCUAGGACAAGUCUACAGCCACAGCCAGGCAGCUCAGCUGUAUCUGAACUGCCCCUACCUGUGCUACCACAGUUACACUGCUAUUUAUGCUGGAACUAGCUUGAAUACAUGUACAUGAACAAAGGAAUCACAUUCCUAGCUCGUACUGUAGACAUAGCCUUAGACAGGUAAAUUUGUACAUUACCUGGGAACAGUACACUAGAGUGGGUACCAUUAAACACUUUGCUUUUGCAUCCAGGUAUUAUUGUGGUGUGCAUGCUAACAUAUAGCACUUUUGGUCAGUAGAUCUCAAAGCGCUUUACAAAAGAGGUAACUAUUAUAGUAUUGCCUGUAUUUAGGAAAUAGAGCAAAUAUUAUUGUAAUGUUAUUUAGUUACAAAAGCAAAUGUGAUGUUUUUAACAAUGAUCAUGCUAUCUGGGCAGAGGAGAAUUCCCUCAGUGCAGGAUCUGAGGAAGACAGAGGACCCGCUUAAGAAUCCUGGGGUAGCAGUUGUGCCUGGUGUGGGAAGGGAGUAUCAGAGGCAGGGCUGCAGCAUGUUACCCAGCAGAGAUUCCAGACAGCAGAGCCAGCUGGGGACAUGCUGCUGUAAUGCAGACAGCCCACCUGAGGCCACUUUAGCCUCUGGAGCAGCCCAGAUUCACAAGGGUAGAAAAGGUGGAUCAAAGUGAACUUAGCACACCCCUGCCAACCCAUUUCACAGGCUGGGAGCUCUGUGCUGCAUCUCUUAGAAGCACAGCCCAGAAUCUCACCUUAUAAAGCAUAUCCUGAAAGAGUAAAAUGAUGGUGGAUCCCUAACAUUUGUUGGAAAAUGCUGAUAUUUUCCAUUUUGUUCACAUGGUAGUCUGGUCAAAAUUUUCAAACUCAGAUUGCUAAAGUAAGUUGCCUUAAGUCUAUUUUUCGGCACCCUAACAAGUGGCUUAUUUUUCAGAU
Gopherus flavomarginatus (Mexican gopher tortoise) is the source of this 3880-nucleotide messenger RNA. RefSeq names its product 3-hydroxyacyl-CoA dehydratase 4 (gene HACD4). NCBI's taxonomy places the organism in Eukaryota, Metazoa, Chordata, Testudines, Testudinidae. The transcript has 7 exons. The record is from RefSeq and is a predicted model, not a curated record. Gene Ontology annotation, molecular function: 3-hydroxyacyl-CoA dehydratase activity. Gene Ontology annotation, biological process: fatty acid elongation; very long-chain fatty acid biosynthetic process; sphingolipid biosynthetic process. The coding region runs from base 996 to 1655 and encodes 219 amino acids. Gene Ontology annotation, cellular component: endoplasmic reticulum membrane.